Corylus avellana is the source of this 684-nucleotide messenger RNA. The record is from RefSeq and is a predicted model, not a curated record. NCBI's taxonomy places the organism in Eukaryota, Viridiplantae, Streptophyta, Magnoliopsida, Fagales, Betulaceae.
AUGGCGGAAGAAGUAUUGUUGUUUGGAGUGUGGGCAAGCCAUUUUACUGUCAGAGUACAGAUAGCUCUGAAACUAAAAGGAGUCCAAUACAAAUACUUUGAAGAAGAUCUUGACAACAAGAGUGUUUUACUUCUGCAAUACAAUCCCAUUAACAAGAAGGUUCCUGUGCUUGUACACAAUGGAAAGCCUAUUGUGGAGUCCCAAAUUAUUCUGGAAUACAUUGAUGAGACCUGGCCAGGCUAUCCCAUUUUGCCCAAAGAUCCUCAUGAGAGAGCCAUUGCACGUUUCUGGGCCAUGUUCAUAGACGAUAAGUGCACGCCGGCGUUACGAAAAGCUUGUUGGGGUGGAGAGAAUGGACGUGAGAGUUGGGAUGGAGAGAAUGGACGUGAGAAGGCUGUGGAAGAAGCAUCUGAGCUUCUAAAGUUUAUGGAGGAAGAGCUUAAGGGAAAAAGGUUCUUUGGAGGAAAGAGUAUUGGAUUGGUGGACAUUAUUGCUAACAUCAUCGGCUUUUGGCUUGGAGUUUUUGAAGAAGGAUCGGGGGUCAAGUUGUUGACGAGAGACAAAUUUCCCAAGCUUUGCAACUGGGUGGAUGAGUAUGUGAGCAGCAGUAUUAUGAAGGAAAGUCUACCUCCUAGAGACAAAUUGGUUCCCUUUUUCCAGAAUUUCUUUAGGGGCGCCAAAUGA